Centruroides sculpturatus (bark scorpion) is the source of this 1294-nucleotide messenger RNA. Its product is annotated as protein ABHD11-like. The transcript is spliced from 7 exons. The record is from RefSeq and is a predicted model, not a curated record. Bases 431 to 1294 code for a protein of 287 amino acids. Lineage: Eukaryota; Metazoa; Arthropoda; Arachnida; Scorpiones; Buthidae. Gene Ontology annotation, molecular function: catalytic activity.
UUACAUAUUUGUGACGUGAUCAUAUUAUCUGGCAACACUUCACCAAGAACUUUGAAAACAUCGGAGGAAAAUCUCAACCUUCGUAGGAUUUUAUAUUAAAUAAUUACAUUCUAGCAAAUAAUUACAAUUAAUUCGUCGUGAAUCUAAACACGAAGCUUGAUUUAGUUUAAAAGUAAUUGUAUCACGUGACCUUUCGCGAGAAUCAAUCGUUCUCUACAUACAGAAGUGUGUGUGAAUACAACAUUAACAGUCGAUUUUAAGUAAGAUAAAGCGGUUAAGGAAAAUAUGAGAACAAUGAAACAAUUAAGAGGAAGGACAAAUAUUCUUUACCCUUUUCCUUUUAGUUGAAAUAGACGGAGUGAGAUAUAAAAUAAGAAGACGAGGUUUAAUCGAAGUAAAAAAUAGGAAGACUUUGCGAAGAUCUUGUACGAUGGAGACGAAUGGCAGUAAGGAUUACGUGGAACUCGUCUGCGACUUUUACGAUGGGACAGACGAAGACAUGUUAGUGGCAUCGCGCUCUCCUGUUGUCAUUUUGCACGGACUCCUAGAUCUUAAAGAAAAUUGGGAGAAAAUAGCUAAAGAUAUUGCAGAUAUAUCUGUUAGGAAGGUUUAUGUUCCGGAUAUGAGAAAUCACGGAAAUAGUCCUAAAAUCUCAACUAUGAUGCUCGAAGAAAUGGUUAACGACGUGGAAAAUUUUUUGAAGAAGAUCAAUGAACCGGUUGUUUUAAUUGGGCACAGUCUAGGAGGCAUUGUUGCCAUGGAACUGGCUUUCCAGAAGUCUUAUCUUCUCAAACAAUUAAUAAUAAUAGAUAUUACUGCAUUGAGAAUUCCAACGAUGGAAGAAGAAUUGGGUUCUUCUAUGUAUUCCUUCUUAAAAACAGCUGUGACCAAUAUAACACCAGAUAACUUCUUAAAAAUGAAAUCUAUUGUAGAAAAUCGUUUGAAAGGUAUUAUCAAGAUUUCAAGUUUAAGAAAAAUCAUCAUGUCGAAUCUGAUACAAGUUGACAACCAAUUGAAAUGGAAAGCAAAUAUCGAUAUUAUAGAAACAGAAAUAUGCAAGAAGAAGUCCCUCAGGAAGAGAUACCCUCUGAGAGGAUUUUAUGGAAACGACACCCUGUUGAUAUACGGAUCUUCCGAUUACGUUUUGGAAACGGACAUCGAAGAUAUGAAGAAAAUGUUUCCAAAACUGCAAGUCGUUCAUAUGAAAGAAUGCAGUCAUUGGAUUCAUAUGGACAAACCGGACGAACUGAUGCAAAUUAUCGUGCAACAUCUCUCGAAGAAUUGUUCUUCCUAG